ACAUACAUACAUACAUACAUACAUACAUGCCCCUACUUGGAGACAAGUGAUUCCGCUGUAACUUAAUCACCGACCACUUGUAGAUUUCUCGUCAAAUUUAAAGAAUUGUUCAUUUCUGUAUGGCCACCAAUGAUUUACCAUUGAAUUUUUGUGAACGUCACAGAUAAUUUUUGCAUUUUUUGCCAUCAAAUCAGGUGUUACAGGAUACCAGAAAGAAACAAGAGAGAAAAAUGAUUACAAAAUAUAUUUUUCUGUUUUCCUUAGCUUUUUCCCUGUCCUGCACUGAAGUUACUUCGAAAGCAGAUCCUUGUGAUCAUUACACGGAAAAAGAAGUUUCAUCAAGACAUGUUACAAAGGAUAAUGAUACUCUCUGCGACAAUACGCUAACAGAAGGAUGGUACCGCUUUAUCAUUGGUAAACAGCCAGCCAUUAUUCCAACUCAGUGCAUCAAGAACGAUUUCUGUGGUACGAAACUGGGAAUGUUUAUCGAUUUGAAGAAUCAGACUUUGCCCGCUAUCGGGAACACGAUUUCCGUUACCGCAUGUUCAUCGUUCGAUAUCCUCGGAAAAUGGGACUGCUGUGUGCUAUCCAAGCGUAUCGAAAUGCGACAUUGCUCCGGAGAUUUCUUUAUCUAUAAUCUAAAAAAGACAGAUAGAUGUCCAGUCGCUUACUGUUCCAUAUUGCAAAAUGAGCCUGAUCGCAAUAAUUAUACUAUCCGUCAUGGUGGUGAUGUAAAUGAAAUUUCACCGUUUGUAUCAACAGAAGAUAUGAUUAAAGACCUAACGACUUUGGAGACGCCUCUCAUAAGCUCAAUAGGUUCAAAUGCCCAUAAUUUAACUACUGCAGAUAUUCAGGCUCAAACUUUCGUCACAGUAAAUCAAACGGAAAAAGAUGUAAAUGUAGAAAGUGCAACUAGAUCUAAUUUAACAACAGACUUACCCAAAAGCUCCGUUACAAAUAUCUUAGACAUUAAAACAAGGAAAGGAGGACGUAAUGCCACUGUGACUACAGACAAGAGCCUGACCACUAAACUUCCUGCAAAAGGAUCAGUAAGAGGAACGAAAAGCACCACAUUGCCUGUUACAGUAAAAACCACCACAGAAGACGAAGAUUCAGUACUUAAAUACUUCGGCAGUGGAGAAAAAAAGGAAACCGCCUGGAAAGAGAAAUAUUCCAUACACAAUUCGACAGUUUCACCUGCUACUCCCCAUAGAACGAGUAUAACACCAGUUAUAACAACUUUCGACAAGACAGUAACGCCAAAUCAAACAAUUACGGCUGAACCAUCACAGGACAUCUUCCAAGAAUAUUUGGCUCUAUUUAUCAUUUUAAUGAUAAUUGGGUUUCUUUGUCUUAUACUCCUACUAUCCAGCUGUAUGUACCUCUAUUGCCAACGCCAUUCGGGCCAUUGGGAUCGGGCGUUAGCCGAACAGUAUCAUGUGACUGUGGUCCCUCGACGAGAUGCUUUGAUUAACGAAAGCCCCUACAGUGAUGAUGUUAUCCUUCAUGAUGAGAAAGAAGAGAAAUUAGGGAGCAGCCUUGGCAGUUCUUAUCAUGGUGUCAAUCCAGGUAACAACCUAUCCUACUCAAACAGCAUCAAAGCAAUCAAUGACCUGAAUAAUUUGACCAUGAGAAGCCAUCCUAAUGACUUCAACUCGCAGCCACUUGAUGGAACCGAGGGCCUCGUCAUACCAAUUGACCAGUUCAGACCCGAAAAAGACACUAUGAAUAUUGAAGACACAAUUUUAUGAGUAAGUGCUCGCUGUGAGCACCAGAUCAGCAAAAGACAUUGUCAAUGACAAAGAGUUAAUCCUUUGACAAUUCUUCAGUUUAAAAUCAUCAGGAAUAAUUAUUUCAAAACUACAAAAAAAA
Octopus sinensis (East Asian common octopus) is the source of this 1872-nucleotide messenger RNA. RefSeq lists its product as uncharacterized. The transcript has 9 exons. Lineage: Eukaryota; Metazoa; Mollusca; Cephalopoda; Octopoda; Octopodidae. The coding region runs from base 231 to 1751 and encodes 506 amino acids. The record is from RefSeq and is a predicted model, not a curated record.